Messenger RNA from Lolium rigidum, 3149 nucleotides. Its product is annotated as disease resistance protein RGA5-like. The record is from RefSeq and is a predicted model, not a curated record. Gene Ontology annotation, molecular function: ADP binding. Lineage: Eukaryota; Viridiplantae; Streptophyta; Magnoliopsida; Poales; Poaceae. The coding region runs from base 111 to 2945 and encodes 944 amino acids. Gene Ontology annotation, biological process: defense response to other organism. The transcript is spliced from 2 exons.
UGCUACGCGGAAACUGCUUAUGUAAUGCUGCGUGGGUGCUCUACUGCCCAUACCAUUUGUGAUUCUUAUCUCUGCUUCGUUCGAGUGUGGGAGAAGAGAUCCUGCAACCAAUGGAGGUGGUGAUGGCCAGCGCUCUGACCGGUGCGAUGAGAUCUCUGCUCCCCAAGCUCGCCGCGCUGCUGGAGAAGAAAUACAAGCUGUCCAAAGGAGUUAAGAAGGAGGUCGCCUCGCUGAGGGAGGAGAUGAGCAGCAUGAAUGCCCUGCUCCUGAAGCUAGCCCGAACCGAGCUCGACGAGCAGCAGAGAGACUGGCGUGACAAGGUGCGGGAGCUCUCCUACGACAUGGAGGACUGUGUUGACAUCUUCACUGAUGAGCUCGAUAGCGGCAGCGGCGGGCUUCUAUGCAGCCUCAAGAAGCUUCAGGCGCGCUACAGAAUCGCCGGCCGGAUCCAAGAGCUGAAGGCCCGGGCCGUGGAAACAAGCGAUCGUCACGACAGAUAUAGUCGUAAGCUCGAUGAGGUCGUCCUCGGCUGUCUUCCUCGGGGCCUUGUGGCUGUUGACCCUCGUGUGCAAGCGCUAUAUGCAGAGGCCGACAGCCUUGUCGGCAUGGAUGGCCCGAAGAAGAAGCUCGCCGAGCUGCUGGGAACAGAGGAGGAGGUGCAGCAGAUUAAAGUGAUUGCUGUUGUUGGAUUUGGAGGAAUCGGCAAGACAACGCUGACCAACCAAGUUUAUGCUGCGACGAAAAGUCAAUUCAAGUGCAGGGCUUUUGUAUCGGUGUCUCGGAAUCCCAGCAUGCUCAAGGUAUUUUCAGAUAUAUACUCGGGGAUUUGCGGUCGGAUGCCUUAUGCUCAGAAUGAUGAGUGCCAACUCAUCGAUGAAAUCAGGGAACAUCUGCAAGACAAAAGAUACCUUAUUGUGAUUGAUGAUUUGUGGACAGUGGAAGCAUGGAACAUUAUCAAAUGUUCGUUUGUGGAGAAUAAUCGGGGUAGCAGAGUUAUAACAACUACACGUCUUGAAGAUGUAGCUCAGGCAUGUUGUUCUUCUUUCCAUGGACAUGCGUACAAGAUAAAACCUCUUACUGAUCUUGACUCAAGGAGAUUAUUUCACAGAAGAAUUUUCCACACAGAAGAUGCUUGUCCCGAUCAACUAAAGAAUGUUUCUGAUGAAAUUUUAAGGAAAUGUGGAGGGGUGCCAUUAGCCAUUCUUAGUGUAGCCAGCAUUUUGGCUAGCAAUGAAGAGGUACACUCAAUGGUAAUCUGGGAGAAGAUAAAAAAUCAUUUAGGUUUGCAGUUGGAAGGAAACCCUGCUUUAGAAGGGAUGAGACAUGUACUGAAUCUUGGCUAUAAUGAUUUACCUGCGGACCUCAAGACAUGUAUGCUCUAUUUGGGUAUAUUUCCGGAAGAUACUGAAAUAAGUAAGGAUGAUCUGGUGAAGAGAUGGAUAGCCGAGGGUAUUGUUACUGAGGUGCAUGGUUAUGAACCGGAGGAGAUUGCAGAAAGCUACUUCUGUGAGCUCAUCAACAGAAAUAUGAUCCAAGUAUCUGAUUUUGAUGACUGUGGGCAUAUUUUAUCUUGCCAUGUACAUGAUCUAAUGCUUGAAUUUAUCAUAAUGAAGUCCAUCAAAGAAAACUUCCUCACUGUAAUUAAUGAUCUGCAUAGAAGGAGAGGUUCUUUGGCAGUUCGGCGGCUAUCCCUCCAAGCUGGAAAUUCAGAAUGCAAUCUCUCACUUGGAAACAUAGUACUCACCCAAGUUAGAUCAUUCAACUUUUGGGGGCCUGUUCAAUGUAUGCCUUCUCUUUCAAAGUUCCAACUCCUGCGAGUUCUUCAUAUUGAUGCUUGCAAGUCCAAGGUUAAGCCGGACGGUGAUCUAUCUCCGACAUGCACUUUUUUCCAACUGAGAUAUCUGAGGAUCAGAGGAACUGGGUGUGAGAAGAUGCUACUUUUUUUGAGAAAAUCACAACAUUUGCAGACACUGGAGAUAGUUGACUCAGAAACAAUGCAUUAUUUCCGGCUAGAUGUUAGCGAGUUACCCUUGACGCUACAGCAUCUGAUUGUUCCUAAGACUGUGUGGCUGACUGGUUGGAUAGGCAGGCUGACAGCCCUCCGUACUUUAUGUACUCUACGAUUAUUUGUCGAUGAUGUGGACAACAUGGAGGGUCUCGGAGAGCUGGCCAAUCUAAGAGAAUUGAAGCUAUAUUAUUCAUCUCCCUUCGGAGGUAACACUGCCAAUUCUCUGCUCUCCUGCAUGAGCAAGCUCGGUGUCCGCAACCUUCAGUCUGUAACCAUCACCGGCAAGUCUUCCGAUGAAGAUGUCUUAGCUCAUUGGUCACCACCUCCCUGCCAUCUCCGGAGACUGCACAUGGUGGACUUCCGCUUCUCCAUUGUCCCAAAUUGGAUUGUCCAACUGCACAUGCUCAGAAGUUUGGAGGUGCAAGUAGUGUCCCUCUCGAGGCAUGGUGUCGAUGUUAUUACCGGGAUGACCUCGCUGGUGCAUCUUAGAUUGAUUGUUGAGAAUGAUGUACCUGGAGAAGGUAUCGUCAUCUCCAGCACAACGUUUAUGAAUCUCAAGGAGUUCUGUUUCAGAUACAACGUGCCGUGCUUGACGUUUGAGUCAGGGGCUAUGCCUAGGCUUGAGAGGCUCCUUAUAGAGUGUGGAGAUCCAGGGGCACAGCAGGACGAUGGUGGUAUACUUACCGGGAUCGAGCAUUUGGGAAGCCUCAAAGUAUUCAAGGUGGAUAUUUAUAUGUAUGGCUUCGACUGGGAAGAUUUUCGCAGUUAUUGUUGGCAGCCACCUGAAGAAGAGGAGGUUGUUAAAAGGCGGCAAACACUCGAGGCUGCUCUCAAAAUGGCGAUUAGCAAGCAUCUGGGGAGUCCGGAUAUUUGCAUUCGGAGUAUUGGUGAUUUUGCUUUGACAGACCGUGUGGAGGAAAUGGUUUAUGCAUUAUAAAUGCCACUUAAUGAAGGGUCAAUUGGUCAAGUACUUGCACAAAGGGUUAGCCUAAGAUGUAGGAACCUAACAAAUUCUGGUAGUGCACGUUGUAAUCUCUCUCUUUCUCCCUCACCCUCGUGUAUUUCUCUAUAUAAACUGAACCCCACAAGGAUGAAUGCCAGGCACUAAGUUCAGCUGAACACUAGCUCUUUCAUGGUAUCA